Messenger RNA from Prorocentrum cordatum, 195 nucleotides. The record is from the annotation of a GenBank genome assembly. Lineage: Eukaryota; Dinophyceae; Prorocentrales; Prorocentraceae.
CCUCUCGAGGCCCCCCCCCCGCAGCCUCCCGGCCGCCCGCUGCCUGUCGACUCCGAUGGGCGGCCGCAGCCUCCCGGGCAUGAAGGGCGACCGGCAGGAGAGCGUGGCCGCGCCCGACGAGGAGACGCGAGCCUCCCGGACGGCAAAGGGGACAUCCUGGCGAGCGUGCGCCAGGCCGCCAGAACGCACAUGCAG